Messenger RNA from Macrobrachium nipponense, 9403 nucleotides. RefSeq names its product CD109 antigen-like. NCBI's taxonomy places the organism in Eukaryota, Metazoa, Arthropoda, Malacostraca, Decapoda, Palaemonidae. The transcript is spliced from 28 exons. Bases 278 to 5203 code for a protein of 1641 amino acids. The record is from RefSeq and is a predicted model, not a curated record. Gene Ontology annotation, molecular function: endopeptidase inhibitor activity; protein binding. Gene Ontology annotation, cellular component: extracellular region.
UGGGGGUCUGGCGAAAAGCAAAGCCUCAGUCUUUCCCCGACCGGCGUGCAGAGCGGACGUGACGCUCUUCGCCUGAGGGUUCUCAUUGGCGUGUACUUCCGCUGCUUUGGGCUCGUCCCUUUGAAAUUCGAUUGUAAUCGUGUUUACGGCAUCAGUUUAGGAAGGAAUGUGUUUCACCAUUCCCGAAUUUUGUCGUUGUUGAGUGUGUCCGCAUUUUGUGAAUUGUGUCAAUUUCACCAGAGAGGGUCUGAAGAGACUACAGAAUCAUCGCUCCACGAUGAGAGGUGGUCAGGUAGUGCGCCGGCUGGCGGAUAGUCCAGCAGUACUUAGGCCGUACUUCCUUUUUGCAUUGCUAAUGCUCCAUCGGAUGACCUUGGCUGACCCUGUGGUGACUACAUCCGGGGACCAGGUCACCACGACCCAAUACCUCACCGCCAUUCCCGAAGAAACCUCGACCUUGACCAGUGAAAAUGGGCUCGGAGGUCUAGAGGUCUUGGACUUGCGGCGAGAUCCUAAUUCGCCUUUCAUCCUCAGAGAUCCAACGUACUUGGUUGUAGCCCCGCGACUCGUGAGGGCCGGACAGGUUUACCGGUUAGUGGUAAACAUCCUGGAACCGUCCCCGUCCCUGGUGGUGAGAGCCACCAUCUUCAGAAACAACAUCGACCUGGCCGCCGUGGAGCACGAGUGCGGGAGCCAGUCUCCCCAGGUUCUGGAACUCAUGGUUCCUCCGGGGAGCAGCAACGGUCAGUACAGGCUGCGCCUCGAGGGAAAUGAGAUCGGAGGAUUAACUGGGUCGGCCUUCACCAAUGAGACCAUGUUGUCGUUCACCCCCCGGGGAGCUACGGUCCUCGUCCAGACAGAUAAACCUCUGUACACCUCGUCAGAUGUGGUGAGAUUUCGGGUGGUGGCCCUCGACACGGCCGUCAAGAUGGUGGAGGAUUCGGUGGACGUGUUCAUCCUUAACCCGCGGGGGGUCAUGGUCCGCCGGUGGCUUUCCAGACAGUGUCGAGAAGGCCCGGUCUCCCUGGACUUCCACUUGAGCCCAGAGCCCGAAUAUGGCGAGUGGAAGAUCCGGGUGGAAGCCACCAACUCCUUCGUUGAGCAUACAUUCAUUGUGGAGGAGUACCAUCGACCUAGAUUCGAGGUCGAAGUCCGAAUUCCAUCAUGGCUCCCUGCUUCCGCGACGUUCCUGGAAGGGAUCGUCGUUGCCAAUUACACAUCAGGGGCGCCGAUUGCUGGCAACGUGACCGUGAGAGCGGCCGUCCGUCCAGUAUACCCCCAGAAUUACCAUCAGUACAGCGGCCCUGAACCAGCUUUGACGCACCCACACUCUAUGAACAAGCGACCAAGAGUCAUAGAGGAACUGUCAGUGUGUGCAAAAAAGGGGUACAGUUUCUCCGGCGUGUUCCCCUUCAAGUUCCGCAUGAGCGACUUCGAAGACCUUGUGCGUCAGACAGAGGGGAGCGAAGUUCGAGUGACGGCUACCGUCGGGGAUGCCUACUGGGACGCGUCCCAUACCGGUUUUGCUACCACCAGGAUCUACGGGUCGGCCAUCAAACUCAAGUUCCUCGGAGACUCGCCUCAGGUCUUUCGUUCGGCGAUGCCCUUCAAGUUUUAUCUAACGGCCCAGGAACACGACGGCUCGCGUGUGCCCGAGUGGCGACUUGCCCGGCACCGUCUGCUGGUGACUCCCGAAGUGGCACUGGUGAAUGGAGAGAGAAGAAAGCUGCUCUCCCGGACCGUCAAGAUGACACACAACAUGUACGCCGUCUGGAUGGCGGAGAUCGAUCUCCAUGUGGAGCUCUCGGACGUGGAAGUGGAAGUGGAAGUGACGUCGCUACGGUUGGAAGCAGAGCUCAAGGACUCCACGGGAUCGAAAUCCUUCGCCUCUUUGAUGAGCGUGGCCCAUCACUCUCCCAGAGGCCGCCAUUUGCAAGUCACGACAAGCACCAAGAACCCCAAGGUUGGGGAAUACGUCAUUCUUCACGUGCGAAGUAAUUUCUAUUUGUCGAAAUUCCGCUACAUCCUACUCAGCAAAGGCAUGGUGAUUGAAGCCGGUCAUGAGAACAUGGAGGCGUCUCUGAAAACGUUCGCGCUGCCCCUGACGGCGGAGUUAGCCGGCGUGGCGACGGUGGUGGUGUACGCAGCAGGCCGUGACGAGGACCUUGUGGCCGACGCUCUGACCUUCCCUGUGGAUGCUCUCACCCGAAAGGGUCUCCACGUGUCCCUGACACCCGACGCACAGCUCGAAAACCUGGUCCUGACAAUCACCUCCCAGCCUGGCAGUCGCGUCGCUCUGGCUGGCACCCACUGGGCCUCCUACAGUAUGCAAGCGGGAAAUGACUUCACUCAUGCUAAGAUACUAUCCCAGAUGUCCCUAGACAAUGGAGAUUCAGAACAGACGCCCCUGGAGCAAAUCUGGGUGUCCCAAUCUGGGUUACCUGAAGAAAUCCUUCACCUGCCGAGGGCGUCUCCAGGUGUCGAUCCAAAUACUACGUUCUCAUACGCCGACCUUCUUGUCCUGUCAGAUGGCAUCGUUCCUACGGUCGAACGUCGCUGUGGCGGCACGCCAGCCUCGCGUCUGCCGUGCUUGUUAAGCGGCUGUUAUCCGGAUUCGGCUGCGUGCGACGGGAAAUUCGACUGUCCGGAUUGGAUUGACGAACGAGGAUGCAAAGCCCCGCCGUCCUUCCAAGAUGACGCCACGAGAUUCCGGCUGUAUGGCUCCAGUCGUCUACGGCGCCACUUCGCUAAGCCUUGGGUAUGGCGAGAGGUCAUGGUUGGUGACUCGGGCGUUGCCACCGUGACCGAACCCCUCCCCCCGGGGUCAUCCCACCUGGCUCUGACGGCGUACAGCCUACACCCGGAGAACGGCAUGACAAUCCUACCAGACCCAGUCCAGUGGCGUGGCUCGAGAGGAUUCUGGAUCUCCGUCGAAGCACCCGAAAGGGCGGGCUUGUGGGAGCAAGUGGGCGUCAGGGUGACGGCGGUCAACCAUAGGCUCUACCCCGUGGAAGCCGUUAUUGUCCUGGCCAACAACCCCGCUUACAAGUUCGUCAAUGUGGAGGGAUUCGAAACGACGGACCCCUCAAGCGGCCAUAUCCAGCGCCGAAUGGUGAGCGGAGAGCAUGAGCACGAGGUCUUGGUGGAAGCAGGCGAGACUCAUACCCUCUACCUGCCCAUCGUGCCCGUCGAGCUGGGCACCAUCACCAUCAUCGUCCAGGCAUCGCUCUCGGACAAGAAGCUUCAAGAAGAGGUCAAGAUAUUCAUUGAGCCCAUGGGAGCCCUGCAGCAGUUCCACACUUCCCUGAUGCUGGACCUGAGUAACCGGGCCUACUUCUUCACCUUUCUGGAUGUGAACGUGUCCGAGGGCGCUGUGGAGAAGUCACACAUCGCCCACGUCUCUGUUUUCGGGGGAUCUGUCUCGGCAGCUUUUCCUGACACCCCUGUCACCUCGGAAGAGGUGCUCGGGCUGCCGACGGUCGGUUGUGAACCAGUCGUCUUCAGCUUCCUCCUGACGGUGCUUCAGAUGAAGCACUGGAAGGAGACAGCGCAGCAACCUCCCCUGAGCGAGCGCGACAUUUUUAGGAAAUUGGCUUUACUCUACCAAACCCUUCUGGCCUACCAGACCCGCGAUGGAGGCUUCAAGUAUUACAGAACAAGUCAGACGAGUUCGGUGUGGGUGACAUCCAUGGCCCUGAGGGCCUUAAAUGAAGUGUCCGUCAAUUGGUCCCAUUUCUUGUACGUGGAUCCUCAAGUCACGGACAAGGCCCUCAAGUUCAUCUUGGCCCAGCAGUCGUCCCACGGGGCGUGGUGGGAGCCCAACGGAGAGGUGGGGGACCGGAAGCUUGUCCCGUCACCUUACUCCCUGACAGGAGAAACGACCCGUGCCCUCAACCUUUCAACCACGGCCCACACCAUGAUCAACCUUCUCGCUCUUCAGGGCCUGCCGUCGCCUUUGGAUGAACACGUGUUGACCGCCACCGCAAGAGGAAGCCGAUGGCUGGAAGAGAACUUGGCGCUGGUCAGCGAGGUCUCCAGGCCUCUGGAAGUGGCUCUCGUCGCCCUGGCGCUCCAUCUCACCAACUCGGCUCAUGCUGACAACGCCUUUUCCGUCCUCACUCGCAACGCUCGGCAGGAAAUUAAUUACGUCUAUUUGGGAGAAGACUUUGUUCCGCCGCCCUCGUAUCGAGUCGAAUCGCAGAGGCCCCACCUCCAGCCACGGCGGCCGCAUCGACACGACGCUGGGAACGUCGCUGCCACUGCUUACGCCCUCCGCUUGUAUUCCGCUCGCGGCGAGGUCUUGACCCCGAGCAUCGUCAGGUGGCUACACUCACAGAGAGCUCACGAUGGCGGAUGGAUUUCAACUCAGGAUACGUUAGCUGCCUGGGAGGCUCUGUACGAGUACUCUCAGCACGAGAAGCGAGAGAGAGACAUCCAGCUCUCCAUCACGGUCGAGCCUUUACACGACCACACGCAAGCCAGGACUUUCCACAUCGCACCCGACAACCUGCUCCAUCUUCAGAAGCACUCGGUGAACCAGUGGUGGGACAGCGUGCGAGUGCAGGGCAAAGGCCGAGGAGCAGCCGUUCUUCAGCUGACCUCGAAGUAUCACGUAGCCGAGCCGAGCCUCUUGGUCUCUGCCCCUACACCAGCUUUCCAGCUGAAGACCCGAGCCACUUGGCAUGGGCAUAACGGUUCGGCCUUGACCUUCGUUUCCUGCGCCCGCUGGCUCUUCAAGGAGACCAGCGACAGCUCCGGCGUUUCUGUUCUGGAAAUAACUGUCCCCACCGGCUACGGCGCCUCUUCGGAAGCCCUGAAGCGUUACGUCGACUCAAAGGAGAUUCCACAUCUACGAAGAGCAGAUUUCCAGGAGCGGAAAUUGAAAUUUUACUUUGAAAAGCUCCCUUCGACGGAAACCUGCAUCGAAUUCUCCGUGGAACGAUGGUUCCCAGCAGCCAACCUGACGAAAGUGCUUCCUGUCAAAGUGUACGAAUAUUACUCACCCGAAUUAUAUGAAAUAGAGCUGCUGGACAUGUCUUCAGUGUCUCUGGAUAUUUGUCAAGUGUGCGGCUCGUACCAGUGUCCCAACUGUCCGAUCCUCUCUUUCUACAGCAGCGAGGCGCCGGCGCUGCUGCCAGGAAGCAGAUUGUCGACCUUCGUCUCUUUGCUGCUCUGCCUCCUGUUCUAUCUAUUUGGCAGCUGAGGCUCUGUGAUUCUCUAGUCAAAGCUUGGAACUAAAAUGCUAAAUGGUGCCGUGUCGUAUCUUAAAAUCACCAAGACUCUGAUGAAGAGUUGUCACUUUCAGUUACCACAAAUUGCAGAUGUUGCCAUUUUUUAAGAUAAGUGAUGAUGUUGAUGAUGGAGGUGAAGAUGAAGAUGAAGAUGAUGAUGAUGAUGAUGAUGUUGAUGUAACAUAAAUGCUGUUUUCUUAGAGAGCGUAAAACAAUGUGGGAAAAUUGUUUUACUGCAGAUGUAAGAUUUUGUAACUUUGUAUUUUAUCUUUGUAAUGUUGACGUACCGUUUUCGAAAGCGCUUUGUACUUCAUCUUCAUAAGACUGAAAUUUCAUUUACAUUUAUAUUUUUAAUAGGAAAACCUCAUAAGAGUGGACUAAAUAACACGUUCUUGCCAGAGUAAUAGGUGUUAGUCAGUUCUUAAGUUUAAUGAAAGAAAAUAAGGAUUUGCAAUUAAAGCAUUGUGGUUUACAAAUGUAGUGAGUAUUUUGCACUGAUGCGAAAAUUGCUUAAGAGCGUCUGGGAUAUCAAGAUGGUCAUGUAUGCGAUGUAAUCUUGCUAAGGAUAUCCUUAAGGAGGCAAUAUGGCAUUGCUAAAAUUACUUUUUGAGUCACAAAUUGUGUGGGGUUUUUGUAUGCAAAAUUCUUGAUGAGACAACAUAUGGAUCAUGGAUUUUUUAAAUAAAACGAUAUCUAUUAUUAUAACUGUGGCCAUAUAUGUGGGAGGUCGUUUAUGUAAAUAUUGACUAUUUAUUUUGGAAAUGUGCAACGUUUAUGGCAUUCUUUAGAGACAAUCUGGAAACGAGGCUCGAAGGAGUUCAACAUGAAGUUUCACCUCUAGAAAUAACUAAGAGUGUAUUGAACAGGUACCAAUUGGUUGAAGAAAGAAGGCCAAAAUUAGAUCGAUAAUCACCACAUUCACGAGCAGGUAAUUAAUCUCCUGAUAAUCAUUACUAACAGUGAAUGUGAUUAGAAAACAACGUAAUUAUAAGUAAUAAAGUUAUUCAGAUGUGUUAUGUCAUGUUGAUGCUGGCAUCCAUCGUGUCCUGAAGUUAGUCAGCUCAGCAUUCUUUAGGUCGGGCCCUGAUGUCAACUUUUUUGGAGAAAGAUUGGUGGGGUUGGGGGAGAUUUCACGGAAGGACACAAGACGAACCAUCCUUUUUUUAUUAACAGCUUUCACUUGCACAAGGCUUUCGUUUUGAGGAUGAUGGAUUUAGAACAGGCUGUCAGCUUUCAUGCUCAUUGGCUUCCGUGAAGGAAUGUCAUAAUGUUUAGGGUUCUGACACUGUACACAUGGUUUGUACUUCUUCAAGGCAAUACAACAGAAAUGUUUCUGUACUGGGAGAGGAAAGUUUACAGCAAUUCUGCAAGAGCUUUCCCUCUUGGAUCUUUGACUUCCCUACCUUGACUGCAUUUCUUGACACAGCCUGGAAACGUCUUGAGGUGACUGGAUGAUGCUUCCUAUAACAGGAAGAUUAAUAUGUCGAAGUAGAACCUUCCCAAAUGGAAAAUCAUAUGACGAGGAAAUGCCGUAGUGUCUGGAAUAUUUAUGUGUACUGCUUGAAGUUUAGUGUGUUUAGCAUAUGAUGAAAUACGUAAUACUGGAUUGUCAUUUAUAUAUGAUUCAUUAUCCUCCUGAGUGGUCAUAUUUAUAACAUAUUGUCCAAGUAAGUGAAAUUGGUAGCUAUUCAUUUGACAUGAUAUUUAGUUCCAGACCGUAUACUGUGUGCAGUUAGCUUUAAGCCUCAUUCUCAUCAAGUUCAUUACACAACGCAGUAUGGGCUUUGUAGUUUGAGUGAGUGUGUCAUUUUCAUUCUUUUUUGUUGUCAAGUCAGUAGCUCUGUUAGUUUAUUUGCAAUGUAUGUGACAUUUUAACGCCGGACGAACGGAUUCGCUGACAUCGAUAUUAAAUCGUUGUUCCUUCACUUUGAUCAGUCGCUCUUUGAAACCGAAGUGAUUAACAGGGAAGGAGGAUCAUCACCUCUGAUUUUUCAUAUUCACAUUGAUUGUGUCUUUAUGAAAGAGACAUUGCAGUUUCCGGUCAUUUCAGAUGUAAACAGCUCAAGUCCCCCUUAAAGUGCCUCCAACAUUCGAAGGUGGACUACUGUGUAGUUGCUAAAAGAAGGGUGAUUGACAUAUGUUCCGUAGAUUAUGGUGUUUGUUUGAUAAUGAUGAUGUAUGAAUGUAUGUAUGUGUGUGUGCGUGUGCGCGCGAGCACGGGCGUUUCCUAGAUGAUGACAUUAUCUUAUCUGAUUGUGUGCAUACUGUAGAAAAGCUCAAGUUGUGUGUUUUUAAUGUAUUUAGAAUUUCAAAGUCCAGUAUCCUGUUGCUUCGUGAGUUCAUUGAUAUAUUGAUGCCUAAUUUUGUGCAUAAUGAAAUGAUGGUCUAACUGAAUCAGUACUGUGUGUGAGUGAUCAGGUGCUCAGGUCUAUAUGAUGCCUCAGACCUAUAAAUGCGGUGCAGUAUAUACUACAUGUACACUGUAUGAAUAUGAAUGGGUAUAAUUUCAAAUAUAUGACAGUUUAUGCAUAAUUGCUGUAUUUAUAUACUACUUGUGUUAUACAUUAUAUUUAUUUGAAAAUAGUGUGUUGCAAGGAAAGACUUGUGAUACCGUAUGCUAGUUUUGAUCCGGUAAUAUAAGACUUUCCUCACUCUUUUGUGAAUGAUUUAGGACGUUUUAACGGCUCUUCCAUAGUACUAGGUUUUCCUUUAACCCGUUCAACUUCUACCUUCUGGAGUUCUCUCAGUGCAGUUCUGUGUUAUUUAUUUUGUAACUUCAAUGAUAAUUUCCUCCAUGUAGCAAAACAUGUUCCCACCCUUAAAAGUAACUGUCUGCAUUGAUUUGAGGCAUUAGAUUUGCGGAUUUGAACUUGUAUAUAAAAGAAAAUUGAGCCAUCGUGUGAAUGCUUGCGUAGGAGAUUUGUAAAUACUGAACCAAACGUAGAACUUUUUAAGGAACAGUACUGUAUAUAAUAUGAAACAGACCUCUCAUAUUUACUUAGGGCAGCUUAUGUAGUAUAUGUACAGCAAAUAGUCCAUUUAUUUUACAUAGCAACGGUCUGUCGGUACGAAGUGACUCAGAAUAAUGACGUUCAACUCACGGUGUAUAAGAAACCAAUCGACGUCCCUUUGUUCAUCUUCAUGAAAUUGUCAAUCACAGGCACUGUUGUAGUACAAGCUUCUUUCCUCAUGCCUUUUUUUUAUAUAUUAUAUAUAAUAUGAUCCGAGAGUCCCGAGUGAAUGAAUCUUCACCACUCUAGUCAGUUGCUUCUCACACACAGAAACGUGGUUCCUCAACCUUUUUGGUGUGGGUGCACUUUGUACAAGCCAUGAAUACACAGGCAUCAGAUACUGAAGGGAUGAGUGUGAUUUUUUAAAGAGUGCAUUUGGCUAAGUACUGCUCUAAAAUGUACAUUUUUUCAAUCACGUUUACUUAAGCUGAAGUGGUCCGUGUUAUAUUCAGUCUAAAAGCUUAGUAAUGCGCUGAAGUUUGUAGUCAUCGAUAAUGCAAAAUAUUAGUUAAUGAUCUCCGCCAAAUUUAAUUCAAGGACGAAAAGAUACAUUUUAGAAAAACUCAGUGAGCGCAGUAAAGUUCUUAUGAAUUUUUUCCGGCAUUUUUGAUUAAUUCUGUUUCGGCUGUGCUGUCAUACAGGUAUUAAUUCAAAAUUUGCCUUCCAUUCGGGCAGCGCUAAUCUUGUAAUAUUCGUGUGGGGACUUUGUCUUAUAUUUUUGUUGGAGAGACCCGUCAGUAUUUUUGCAAUCCAGUUUAUUUUUAUUUUGCAAGAAAUAUAAAAGCGACUGAAGCAGUCGAACAAAAAAAAAAUAAACGCCGUCAUUUUAAUAUGACCAAGAUAAAUGAAAUUUAAUUCACGCUGAUGCGCUUUCUUAUAUAAAUCAAUAUGUUUCAUACAGUUAAGUGAAUUACGUACCAUAAUAAAUAUACUGUAUUUAGCAUUGUAGUGGCAAAACAUGAUUAACAUUGUUUGGUGUAUUUAACACUAUAGUACAGAGUUGUAGCAUUGUCCUAUUUAAUAAAAACUUGUAUUUUUUUAGUGUUAUUCAAAAUCCAAAUAAAAUUAUCCACGUUAUUCACUGUUGUGAAGAUUCCAUAUUUCUGUGUAUUUACUAGUCAGCUCCUUGGACAAUAUAUUGACAAUAAAAUGUUCUUUUAA